AGGAAGCUCUGGAUGUGCUGCUGGCAGUGGCCCAGGUACCCCCCUCCGUGCAGGGUGGAGUUGGAGAUGAGCAGCAGGCGCCGCGGGCUCCCCAUGCCGAGCGGAGCCGAGCCGAGCCGCGCUCCCAGCCCGGCCCGGUCCGCCCCUUCCUGCCCCGCCGGCGGCCCCGGGGUGGGGCCGAGGCGCCGCCGCUGCACCGCCGCGGCCUGGCCAUGCUGGACUUCGCCAUCUUCGCCGUUACUUUCCUGCUCAUCCUCGUGGGCGCCGUGCUCUACCUGUACCCGGCAUCUAGGCAAGCAUCAGGUAUCCCUGGGCUGGCUCCAACUGACGAAAAGGAUGGCAAUCUGCCAGAUAUCAUUGUCAGCAGCAGUUUACAUGAGUUUCUUGUGAACCUUCAUGAGAAAUAUGGGCCACUGGUCUCCUUCUGGUUUGGAAGGCGUCUUGUUGUCAGCCUCGGCUCCAUUGAUCUCCUGAAACAACAUAUUAACCCCAACCGAUUGUUGGAUCCCUUUGAGACAAUGCUGAAAUCCCUCUUGAGGUACCAGUCCAGCCUGAGUGGGGAUACAGGAGAGAGCCACAUGAGGAGAAAACUGUAUGAGAACAGUGUGACCAAGUCCUUGCAAAGUAACUUUGCUCUCAUCCAGAAGCUGUCAGAAGAGCUGCUGGCCAAAUGGCUGUCUCUCCCUGAGGCACAACAUGUGCCACUCUGCCAGCACAUGCUGGGCUUUGCCAUGAAGUCUGUCACGCAGACAGCUAUGGGCAGCAGCUUUGAAGAUGACCGGGAAGUCAUCCGAUUCCGCAGGCACCAUGAUGCAAUCUGGUCAGAGAUUGGAAGAGGUUUCUUGGAUGGGUCUCUUGACAAAAACAUGACUAGGAAGAAGCACUAUGAAGAUGCUCUGGUGGAGAUGGAAUCCAUCUUAAGGAAGGUUACAAAGGAGCGCCGAGGCAGAUCAUUCAACAGGCAUGUCUUUAUAGACACCUUGCUGCAGGGAAGCCUGAGUGACCAGCAGAUUCUGGAAGAUACAAUGAUUUUCUCUUUGGCAGGAUGUGUAAUCACCGCUAACUUGUGCACCUGGGCAGUCUAUUUCCUGACAACCUCAGAAGAUGUUCAGCAGAAUCUCUACAAGGAGAUGGACCGUGUUCUGGGGAAGGGACCAAUUACACUUGAGAAAAUUGAGCAGCUCAGGUACUGUCGGCAAGUCUUGUGUGAGACAGUGCGGACAGCAAAGCUCACCCCCAUUGCUGCACAGCUGCAGGAGCUGGAGGGCAGAGUCGACCAGCAUACUAUCCCCAAAGAGACACUUGUGCUUUAUGCUCUUGGUGUGAUGCUGCAGGAUAGUUCAUCUUGGCCAUCACCAUACAAGUUUGACCCAGACAGAUUCAAUGAGGAAUUAGCCAUGAAAAACCUCUCCUUGUUGGGUUUCUCAGGGAGCCAGGAGUGCCCAGAGUUGAGGUUUGCCUAUAUGGUGGCCACAGUUCUGCUGAGUGUCCUGGUAAGGAAACUAUAUCUCCACCCAGUGAAAGGACAAGUCAUGGAGGCAAAAUACGAACUGGUAACCUCACCAAAGGAGGAAGCCUGGAUAACGGUGUCUAAGAGAAGCUAAGAGAAUACAGAACAAGGGGUUAAAAGUGACAGCAGUGAAGUUCUGAGUAAGAAUCUUAAUGAGAAUCAUACUGGCACCAUGUUUACUCAGCCAAGGAAUUUUAUAUCCAGAUUUUUUUACCGUCCAUAUUCUUAACCUCAUGCCUAUCUUGGGUACUUUCUCUAAUUCAACCAUUAGUAAUAUUAAAGUAGAUUUAAUCUACAUGUCUUUUUUAUAUUUGCUUUUGGAUCUCUGGCCAAACCUUUGCAAGGAAGCAACAAAAUCUUGCAGUGGUAUAUGUAUGAACUAAUGUUCAACUAGUCAAGGGCAAGAGCUCUGGUUAACCCAGCCUCUUUCCAAUAGCAGCCAGAGCUGGGUAAGAGUGCCCCUCUUAUCCAGUGGAAUUUUUCUUCCUGAAUCCUAGCUAAAUAAGACCUUGAAGACACAAGGACAAAGCCUUUCUCUAUAUAUAGGUAUUUUUAUUCAAAGUGUCUUUCCCUCCCUUGAGCUAUAUCUGUCGGGAAGAGCAGAUAUAUCCUGUGAGAAGUAUGUGUGAGUGUGAGAAAGAGAGAAAUAAAGUGGGGUGGGAAUAGCACCACUAGUUCUCAUGCUGUGUAAUCUUGCUGUGCUGUGGGGUUGCAAGAAAAAGAAUGACUGAGAAAUGCUAGUAAACCAAGAGGAAUAAAAUUGGUUUGGCCCCUGAGAAAACAGAAGCAUCAGUUAUAAUAUAAUGAAAUGAAAUAAAACUGCAGAGCAAAGCCCCAAGAAAGGGAGUCUAUCCUGACAAUUCCAAGGGCAGUGUCUAAUCUAAUCAACAUCAGAAAUUGACAGAUGCUUGCAAUUUAUUCAGCACUGGGUCAGUAUGGGACUGGUUAUGCAAAUACUGGAGAGUGCUGAUUUCAUAGGGCUCCAGAUUAAUGUUGUACUUAAUAACCUAAAAGCCUUUCAAAGAAUCCUCUUCCUUCUCCAAAAUGUGUGCUUGCCAAAGAAGCAUCAAAUGCUGCAUAUUCACAUGCUUUUUCCUGCUUCUUCCUUUCUUUUUUGCCAAUCAUAGGAUAGCUCCAUUCAGAGCCCCACUGAAUGGUUUGCAAGGCAGGAACCUCCUACCCCAUCAUCACAUUGGAGUAAUUGCCAUCUGACUUACUGUUCCUGUUCUGGCUCUUCCCUUUUUUUCUCUUACAUUUCUCUCUUUAUCUGAUCUUUAUAAGUCUUUUCUCCAUACACCUGACUUCUCUUUUAUUUCCAGUUCCUAGCCCCCUCCCCAGCCAGCAGCUGUGUGGUGGUAGGUGAGGGGUUUCUCAGCCUGCAGCUGUGUCUGCUUAAGCAAUACACAGCUGCCUGUGCACCACAGAGCAGGCCAAGAGUGUGUGCCUCUCAUUAGAGCUGCUUUUAUUGCUUGUGGAGACAGAGUAUUCUGUAACUGCAGUUCUUACUGCUACACAUGUUGGUAUUUUCACCGGUACCUUCCAGGUCAGGAAAUCUGCAGCUCUUUUAAAGCUGUUUUUGCUCUUGUCUGAGGUGUGCCAGCCUCAAUGCAAUCCUGUCAGCUCUUAAAGGGUUAACAGCUAAUGCCAUCCUCUAUGGGCACCAGACAAAGACAAUUCUGCUCUUGGCUUUAACAUGUCAGAUCUGCUUUUGGUGGAACUGUGGAGAAUCAGAUGCCCCCCAGUGUAGCUUCUGUUGGGGAAGAGUGAUACAGAGAUGUUAGGCAGAAAAAUGAGAGUUGUGCAGUUCAGCUUCCUGUCUUUCUUGCAUUGAUUUUUAUAAUGAACUGCAAGAAAGCUCUUGCUAAUCUGACCUCCACUUCACUAAAGGUUGGUCAUGUCCCCAGAUGGCAAUUCAUGUUAGCCUUUGCUUCAUUGCUUAUGCAAAAAGGCCUAUUUUUCUUGAAGGUUGCAGAUGUUCCCCAAACCUUCUGGAAAAAGCAGCGUGGUAAAGAAUUUAAUUUUAAAACAUUCCUGGAUGUGCAGAGGAGGCAAAACAAAGACCAAGUUAUUGCCUUCUUUGGAAAAUAUGGUGGGAUAGCAUUGUCCCUGCUAGGAACAGGACAAGGAAUAUAAUUGGGUGAUGAAGACCUGCUUUAGGAGUGAUGCUUUGAAACACUAGGAAAGCUUUCCAACUGUAAUUGUCCAGAUUUCUGUUACAGCAUUUCUCUGCCUUGCUGGAGCUGAUCAAACUGCCUUGCAACAGCCCCUUCCCCAGUUACAGGAAUCAAAACCAGGAGUGAUUCCAUGUAAUUUGUUACGAAUUUUCCAUUAGCCUGCACCCAUAGGCUGUGCUCAGUCUGGACCAGUGAGCAAGCCUGCUACAGGAGUCCAUGACUGAUACAGGAGAAGAAUGUGGCUCAGUGUGCUGGAGAAAGCCAAUGAUCAGUUUGUGUUUGUUCAAAGCACUCACAGCACUGUUGAUGCCAGCCUGGGGAAAAGCCUGAGUCAGUGCCUGCACUGAUGGAGGUAACCAGUCUCAGGAGCCCACUCAAUAGAGCACAGCGGUUUGUCAGUGCUGCCCAGACCCACACACAUGUAUAAAGUCCAGAGAUGCCUUCUGCCUGUUAUGUGGGGAUAUGGGCAAGCACUGCAACCCAUGCAAAGAAAUGUCUUAGUCUAGGAAGAAAGCCAAGACGGGGAGGUUGCUUCUAGAAUAUAGGGAAUUGUUGCUUUUUAUGCUUCAUAUUCCUGCUCUACAACAGCAAGCUGCUUUACGAAUUUGACAGGGUGGUUUUGAAGAGCACACAGAAAAGCUGUCAUUUCAUUCCUUAGACUCUUUCUGUAGGACACGUUUCUAUAGAGAGCUGCAAACUCAUGAAAGUUAAGAGCCCAAGUGUAUCUCUGCACCUGUGCAACCUGCUACCCUCAGAAGCAGGCAGCCAGCACAGGUAGUGGGAGCAGCCAGGCCAUUGCUAAUGCUCUUUAUGACUGGCAAAGCCUUUUACUUUUGCCCCUUGUCCUGGUGGCAGCUGGUGAGGCAGUUGUUAGCAACUUUGAGCAGAGCAGACAGUUUACUGAUCCAGCCUCCCAUUGCCUCCAAAACACCCCUGAAUGCCAUUAUCUCUACAUUUUAAUUAACAUGAGCUACAUACAGAAGCACCAUUGCAAAUUAAUAUACUGUUAAUAAUAGUAAUAUCCUUCUGUUCCCAGCAGUUUAAGGACUUGCUGGCAGUGGCUGUGGCAUGCACCACAGAGUUAGGGCUGCAUGUUUUAUUUUCCAUUAUUACAUAGAAAGGAUGGUCUUGGCAAUUUCUGUCCUACUUGCUGCAAAAGUAAAUGUUGGUUAUAGGGCAGGGUGGAUGUUUCCUGAUUUGAAGUCCCUUGGGCAGCUGUUGUGCCUGUUCCCCAACAGCUGUGCAGUUACAUGAACUUGGGGCUGUUGGCAGUCCAAAUUGGGAAAACACUCUCUCACCUGCAUAGUCAAUUAUUGACUUCCUUUUUGUGCUCAGAUUGUCUUGUGGCUUUGGGACAAAAGGAAUGUGGUACAUACUUUCCUGAAUACCUUCAGGGAAAAAAGGAAAAUCUUCAUAACUUAAGGGUUAUGCUACUAGGAAGUGAAACUGUAUUAAUGACCAUGGCAGCUCCUGUUCUUUCCAUUUGUCCAAAGCAAGAACUUAAGCUAGAAAAUAUUCCAGGCAUUUCUCUGGAGCCUGAGAGAACCCAUCUUGACACCUCUUCGUUGUUAAGCUUGGGAGUGGGUUUUAGCAAUGACUUUUCAACUAAACAAAAGGCCUGUUUGACAUCUCUUAGAAUUCAAUGCCAGGGUUUUGGUGGUAGCAGACAGAGAUGAGGAACUACCACAUGCAGGAAAAAGAAAGACGAAGAAAAUGUUCUUCACAUAUGGAGGGUGGGGAAGAAGACACGGUAAAGGUUUCCAUAGCAACAUUCCUUGAAGAGAAGUAUUUUUAAAUCUGUGAAUUUUAGCAUCAGAAACACAGUUGUGUUUCCCACAAAAAGAUUUGGGGGAGGGCUGGAGUGGAAAGAAUUUUUCCCCCUACUUUUCAGGUCAUUCUAGUUUCUUUUACUGAGGAGCCUGCUCCCAAGAUAAAUGAAGUAUGUGUGAUUUCUAUGAUCUUAAUGCUCCUGUAAGAAAGCCUGCUUCCAGGAGCAGGAAGCAUCAGUCAUAGUUCUAUAUCUGCUCCAACAUCUUUGGUACAAGCACUUGAUCAUCUCUUUAAUGGGAAAAGUAGUUCAAAUAAAUCAAUGCUAGACCACUUAAAAGGCACAAGGACAAAUCUUGUAGGAUUUUGCAUUAAAACUAGUGUAACUUGGCAAACAAAUCUUAAUUUUAAUUGAUGUACAGUUAAGUGAUAGUAGUUGUGAUGAGGUAGCUGAGGUCUUUUGCCUUGGCCAGAGGAGAGGAUGCAGAACUGAAAGAGCAGAGAAACCAGCUAAAAGAUGUCCCUGGUGAGCAUCUUGGUUACUUUGAUGACAGUGAAACAUGCCUGUAGUUGGACAAGUGAUGCUCCAGUGACACACAGAAUGCUUGCUCUUGCUAUGGAGGUGGCAGUGCUGGGGCCACCUCUGAACCUCUCUGAAGCUUCUCUGCUCCAGUCUCUGCAGUGCAGAGCAACUCACGGGCAUUGGCACGCUCUGCUCCCACCUCCCUGCUGGCAUCCAGGCAGGUCAGCUCUGUCACGAGCCUGGCACAUCCAAUGCUGUGCCUGCUUGGCUGCUAACUUUGAAGCCUCACCAAAAAAGACUUUUUUUUUUUUUUUUUUAAACAGUUGCUUCCAAUUCAGUGGUGACUCAGACACUGCAGCAAGGAUAAAGUGAUCAUCUUCCCCUUCAGAGCUUUACAGCAAAAGGCCCUGAGUAUCCUCUCUAAAAGGGCUUGGUGAGCCCAGCCAUCAACUGGAUUCAGUUCUUUAAUUUAACUGAUGGAAAAAGAUACUUCAGCAGUGCUGUGUACCUGCUAGCUCAGAGCCCAUGUUUCAGCAAUAGACUAAAUGAUUCCUAAAGUACUUUGUAUUCAGAAACCCUGGGGAGGGGAGGCUAGGAGGGAAUGAAUAGUCAUACAGAAAACAGAAGGGACGAUUCACCCAUUAAGACUUUUUUCCUGACCAAACUUCUCUUGGCCAUGAAUCCAGGAAAGGAACAAAAAUCUAUUGCAAUAAUAAGAGAAAAAAAGUAAGUCAUAUUUGGCCUUUUAGGGGGAAGGAGAGGAUGCAGAUAACGGUGUCUAAAAAAGCAAAAUUCAUACUGUCAAAAGUGUGGAAAUCGGUGCUUGGCAGCAUUGUUUCAUAUUGGUCAAGACCUGAUACAGAAUAAGCAAGGCUCAGAUCUAAGAGACUAAGAUCAACUUCCCUACAUCUUCACUGAUAAAACCUACCAGCAGCAGGUGCUUGGGGAGGAGUAGAGUGAGCCAGGAGAGUCAACGGGAGCUGACAGGGAUGCCUGCAAGAAUACAUCAUUGCAUAUCAUGGGAAACCAAUGGUUGCAGCCACCUCACAUUCAUUGAUAAGUGAGAUAUUUGGGAGUAGAGAGAGCACUUUGUUCUUCUGCUGUGCAGAAUUCAUACUGAAUUUGACAGACCCUGCACCUGGAUUUGAUGUACUGUUCUAAAGGAGGAAGCAGAUUGAUUGCUUGUUAACAGAAUGCUCUAAAUUAACCUCAGCCAUGGGUCUGGUUCUGCAGUCCUUUGCAUGACUGUUAUUUAUGCUGUACAAUUGCAUUGAAUACCAUUGACUGUCCAAUAUGUUGGUCUGGCACAGCUGCACUGAAAUUCUAGUUGUGGCUUUCUGUUGUUGGAACCCAAGUUUUUUGAUCUGCUUGGAUACUUGGAUUUUGGAUACUCCCAAACAGUCAAGCACCUACUUGACUAAACAGCUAGACGUCUUUACAAGUCUAGUAUUGCCAUAAUGCAAAGAAAAAAGGAAAUUAUACAGAAGUUGUGUGGCCUCUGCUUUCAUAUCCCAGCAGUGAUAAGCAGGUAGAGUCUGUUGCUGUAUAUACACUGUAGUUCACAGUGAAUGCCUUUUUUGCUUGAGGAAGCUUGAUGGUGAUUUUUACAUAGUAAAGAUGAAAAUACUGCAAGCAUACAUCAUGCAUUAGCCCUUAUAUAUUUUAUAGCUAUACUGUUCCAGUGUGGAAAACUGAGCUGAGCAAUCACAUUUUCUCAACUACCUUCAAGAACUGGAAAUCCUUAUCACCUCUGUGUUUGUUUCUCCCACUACUGCUGCACUGGUCUUCAGAUUGUCACCAGAGCUAAAAAUCUUCAUGCUGUAAAUUAAACUGUGAUUUCAAAAAAUUUUACAGUACAGUCUCCUCAUAAAACUCCACAAGUCUUUUUCUGAUGUGACUCACUCAAUUACUCAUGUGGGCAGACGUUCAGAUAAUAAAAGUGGUUAAUGGAAAGCUGUGAGAAAUACUGCUGGAUUCUGAGGAGGCAGCCAGGGGGAAUGUACUGUGGGUAUUUUAUCCUGAGAGCUGCUGAAUUCACUGAGCUCCCAGCCAUUUUUUUAAGAUAAAGAUUUCUCCAUUCUGCUUUUUCCUUUGUAUGAAAACAGCUUGAAAUAUCAGAUUGGCAACAAAGAAGCAAAAGCACACCAGCUGUAUGUAUUUGCUCUUCUGCUCCUCUUCCUACAUAUUAGAGAUGAUAGCUAGUCUGUGCCCUGAAAUAAUCCCUUUAUCCUAGUGAUGUACACACCUAAACAACAGUAUUCUAAUGAGCUGAGGAUUUCUGAAUCAAGGAGCACAACUAACAAGUGGCUAAAAAACCUCUUUCACUGGAAGUGCCAUGUAUACUGACAAGGAUCAGAUUUUUCUGGAAUUAAUAAAACUAAGAGAUUUGGCCUUGAGAUUUGGUGUGCAGUAGGUCAGGAAAUACAUCUAGAAAACAGGUUUCAAUGACAUCUCAGUGAGUGCACAUUAGAGGAAUAUGGCACCUUUUGACAUUGGUGAGGCAGAAAGGAGCACAAAAGUAGUAAGGUACCACUUGGAUGUGAGAGCUCCACUACCUGAUGAAAUUAUACAUGUGUGAUGGCUUCAAAGAGACUUAGAAUUAAGGCAAACUGGAACUAGUGUAAGUGGAUGAACUGAUUAUAGAGCUAAGGGCUCGCUGGCAUUUGCAGAAAUUAAUUCUUGUUUGUGUGGCUCUGAGGCUGCUAGAUUUUUGGGGGAUGUGCUACUGCAGUUGCUGUGUGAGCCCAUUCCAACAAUGCUGGAUAUAGAAAGAGAGAGGACUUGAAGAUAUGCUCAUUUUUGAUAUGAGCUGGGAGGGAGACUAUGGUUUGACUUGUAAAACAGAGCUUCUGGCACAGAGAAGCAGUGCAUGGAUGUUGAGGGUCUGAACCAGAGAAAGUAAGCUGUCAGAUUAUAUUUAGCAACUACAUGCUGCAGGAAAGCACAGAGAGGGAAGGAGGGGAACGAUUGCAUAGCUGAGCACCAUGGGUACUGAGCACACAGCGCAGGGAAUGAGGCUGUUAAGAGAGGAUGAAUUGCCUUGGUGUUCCUGAUUCAAAUAAAUCUCUAUGUGAGGCCAGGUAUCUGCACAGAUGUGUAUGCUUACUCUGAUUACCAGCGCUCAGCUUUAUUUAUCCAUCAGUAAUACCCUAGACUCCCAUUAGGUGAAGAGUGACCAGCCUGUGGCCUUCCAGUCAUUCCCCUCUGCCCUCACCCUAGGGAUGUCUCCUGCAGCAAUCCCAUUCCUAGCUGGGGAAGCAGUAGUCUCAGAGGGGCUCUUGAAACCAAUGUCCUAAGGUGCUGUACAGCCCAGUUGCACACCCAGCUCAGUCCUAACCCACUAGAAUCUUGUUAGCUAAGGCUGUCAUCUGCAAAAUAGGUUAGGUUACCCUGCUCCAUUUGAAUUCAGGGAUGUGAAUCCUCCAUUAUGUUUUCUGGAAAGCCCAAUCCUAAAUAGAUAAAGAUGGAAAAAAAAUUUCUUACACCUGUGUGGGACAGAUCAAACCUUGCAUGCUGACACAUGGCAGCUGAUCAUUUGAGUCCUGUCAUAUACUCCAGGGUGCAGAGAUUGUAACUUUGACUAGUUUACACCAGGAUGGGCACAGCUUAGGUUCUUAACUUGUUCCUGCUAAAAGCUCACUUGUAUGAUUCAGAGAUGCUUUUGCCUUUGAAAUAAAUAAAGCCUUUAAGCUCCCUCUCAGAGGAGACGUGUGGGGAGGCCUGGCUGCCUUCUGUGCAUAAAUAUUUCUGUCAAACUGGGUUCAGACUCAGGUGGGUGAAAUGACUGCACCCAUGGGGAGCCAUCCGUCUCCACCUCCUGUUAGGCAGUACUGCAUCACUGAGAUUUGUGUUGUUACCAUACUGUCAAAAUUAGCUGUGGGUGAGAGAAAGGGCUGAAAUGCUCCUGUAUGUUCGCCAAACAGGAGGACAGAGCAGCUGGAGGAGGAGGGAGAUGCAGACAGUAGUAGUGAAGAGAAGCUGUGCAAGGAGAGGCUGCCUUCACAACCUUUGGAAAGGGGAUUGCUUGUCCAGGUGUGUGAUAGAAGGAGGAAAGAUGACUACAAAGAUGUGAUUAAUUGUGCUUCCUUUGCAAGGGAGAGUUAUGCUAGUUACAGAAACAACACACAUUAGGUUUGGUGGCUCCUAAGAAUAUGCAAAGUCAUAAAAUACUUUUAAAGUAGUUUAUGUGGCAAAAGCAGGAUUACAAACAGAACAGGAUUAGAAAAGCUUCAGGGUGCAAGUUCCUGGAGUUAUGCGAGUACCUAAAAAUCUGAACUUUUAAUUUCAGGAAGAAACAAAGACUUCAAAGAAUGGUUCUGACUGUUGCAGCUGCUGCAGAUCAAACUUGAAAAUGUGAAAAAAGCAUCAGUAGGUCAGUAACAGUGAGACAGAAUCAAUAGUUCAGAGAGGAUGAAUUUUUGUAUGUGCUGUACUGGAGCAUUAACUACCCUUCAGCAGCUCAGUGGCCGUAUCAGACCUUACCUGGGGGAUGCCACAGGGUCAGGACAGAGUGGAAAAGAACUGGCAGUUGGUCUGGGUUAGCAACUUAGAGAAGGAAUACCAGCAGGAAAAACAAAUUAGAGCUGUUAUUUCCUCCCCUAUUCCCUGAAUGCUUGUCAUUUGAACCCUUGGAAGGAAACUGAUGAGAAACUAUGCUUUGUACUGGCCUCUCUUUGAGGCCAUUUGUUGCUUGUUUUCUUUUAAAGUCUGAAAUGUUAGAAAGAGAUAAUUAUUUUUCCUAUUUGGCUUGACCUCUUGCUUCCUGGGAGUGUACCUCCCCUUGUACUGGCUCUGUCCUCACACAGUGCUCUGUUGAAAGAAAGUUCAGCAGAAAACUAGAAAAAAGCUUGGGAUUUGGAACAAGACAUGCCCUCAAACAGACAGUCUGAAUCUCUGCAACAUGUCCUGUUCCUCUCUGGAGGUGCUGUGAGGUAUCAGAUGUCAGUCAUGCACUAGGUGGUUCUGAAAUAGCAAUGUUAGGGAAAACACUUCCAUGAGUUGGAAGCUGCUCCAUCAGUCACCUCUCCUACCUUUGUGAAGCAAGCCUUUUACCCAGUUACCAGUUUCUCAUAAGCAGAGAGGUUAUCUGUGGCUACAAUCUUGAUUGCCCAGCAAAUUGCUGAAUGCCUGAGGAAGCAGGAGGAGAAUGUGCAGCUUCAGGGUGUGUGGGUUUCUCAGUCUGGUUUACAGUGAGCACUGGAGGUUGAGUGUUUAAGAUGCCUCUGGAUCCUGACACCAAUUGGUGCAGUAUUAGACAGCUGCAUUCUGUGCUGGGAGGCCACCCCAGCACUCUGGAAUAGCCCUGGGAGUUAAAUAAACUGCUGUUUGCUUCAGAAGCUUUGGAUUAUGAGACCGGCAAAGAGUGGCUAUCCAGGCAGAGGCAGACCCAAACACUGUGUGAGGCAAGUGUGAAGACUAUGUCUCUGUUGGGGGAGUGAAGGUACAUACUUCAGUUACAGACUAUUUUCUUCAAUUGCCCAAUUUUCCUUCCCUCCCUCAUCCCUCCAGUAAAUGCUACCUUCCUCCUAAAGGGCAUGGACCUAUAUAUCAUCAGUACACGUGACCAAAACUUUGGUGCCAGAGUCCUUUGUCCUUUAUCCAGCUGCAAAUCUGCUCAGCUCCAUGUGAUACAGUGGCACAGGGAUUUUCAGCUUUCGUUCUGCUGUUUACAAAGAGUGAAAAAGAUAAAAGGAAAAAUGUUCAUAAAACUAGUGCACAGUUAUAUAAAGAAGUGAACCGAAAACCUGCAGCAGGAUCUGUCCGAGAUCUGACUUGGUCAUUUCUCCAAAGAGGAUGUUUACUUGCACCCCUUAUGUGAUGUCUGUACUGUUCAGUUCUCUGUAAAACAACAAAAAUGGAAGAGACUUUGUGAUUUCUUACUGUGUGCAAAACAUAGGUGGCCUUUGAGGUACCCCAUUAUUACUUUUCUCUAAUAAAGAAUUGAUGAUUCAAACUGUA
This is a messenger RNA of Parus major (Great Tit), 11932 nucleotides long. Its product is annotated as cytochrome P450 20A1. The transcript is spliced from 13 exons. Gene Ontology annotation, molecular function: oxidoreductase activity, acting on paired donors, with incorporation or reduction of molecular oxygen; iron ion binding; heme binding. The record is from RefSeq and is a predicted model, not a curated record. Bases 213 to 1604 code for a protein of 463 amino acids. Gene Ontology annotation, cellular component: membrane. Lineage: Eukaryota; Metazoa; Chordata; Aves; Passeriformes; Paridae.